Molecule: messenger RNA, 2500 nt
Organism: Rhopilema esculentum
Lineage: Eukaryota; Metazoa; Cnidaria; Scyphozoa; Rhizostomeae; Rhizostomatidae
Product: GTP-binding protein 1
Biological process (GO): translational elongation
Molecular function (GO): GTPase activity; translation elongation factor activity; GTP binding
Source: RefSeq, a predicted model, not a curated record
UCGAAUCAAAAUGGUGCUUGUUUGAUGAUGCAACCAAUGUGAAAUAAAUACUUGAAGGUUGCGCUACUAAUGUUACAUCACGAUUGCCUCAGAUCAUUCUUAAAUACCAACUCUUUAAGAGAAGACGUCAAUCAAUUAUCGAUGAGCUUGCAAGAAGUUUAGAUAUUCGGAUAGGGAAAUAAAGGCCACAUAAAACGUAAAGUUUGAGGAAACAAACACGAGCAAAUUUUUGUGAGUGCGCAACAAUGAAUACAGAUCCAGAAUCUGUAGUUGAUGAAACCUACCAAUAUGAUUUGUUCGGUCCACAAGAAGAAGAUGAGGAAAUCCAGAAUGGAAUAAUUGUGAUAGAAGCAGGGAAACUGAAUGCAAAGGUUGCUCUAGUUUCACCUUCAGAUGAUGACUAUGAUAUUUUGCUCAGUCGAAUCCGUAGCAGAAUAAAGGAUGGAAUGGGUGAAACUAUUUAUGAAGUUGGAAUCGGUGAGGGUGGAGAUUCAGGCCUGAAUGAUGCUGAUAUGAAAGCAUCUGUGGCAACUUUGCAGAGCAUGGCAGAACACCUGAACUGUGACCUUGUUUUGCUAAGGGAGAAAGAAUCUGAUGAUGGAAAAAUAGCUGAAUACCUGAUCAGAGAAAAAAUGAUAGAGGAAGAUUUCUGUGAAGUAAGAGUGGCAGUGGUUGGUAAUGUAGAUGCUGGGAAAAGUACACUGCUUGGUGUUCUCACACAUGGUACAUUGGAUGAUGGAAGGGGCACUGCUCGUCUGAAGCUAUUCAAACAUAAACAUGAAGUUGAAUCUGGUAGAACAAGCAGUGUAGGCAACGAUAUUCUUGGGUUUGACAGCAAGGGAGAUAUUGUUAACAAGCCAGAUUCACACAGUGGUGCUCUUGACUGGCAACGGAUAUGCCGUGACUCAGCAAAGGUUAUCACCUUCAUCGAUUUGGCUGGACAUGAAAGAUACCUCAAAACAACAGUAUUUGGAAUGACAGGGCAUUCGCCAGACUACGCCAUGCUGAUGAUUGGCUCCAAUAUGGGUGUGGUUGGUAUGACAAAAGAGCACCUUGGGCUUGCCUUGGCCUUGAAUGUUCCUGUGUUUGUUGUGGUCACUAAAAUUGAUAUGUGCCCAGCUAACGUUCUGCAAGAGACAAUGAAAUUGCUCUGUCGAAUACUGAAGUCCCCUGGAUGCCGUAAGAUACCAGUGAUUGUCCAGAAUAAAGAUGAUCUCAUCUUAUCUGCCUCUAACUUCACCUCGGAAAGGAUAUGUCCGAUCUUCCAAAUUUCUAAUGUAACAGGAGAAAACAUUGACCUUUUAAAGAUGUUCUUAAAUCUCCUGUCUGCAAGAAGCAGCUUUGUUGCAAACGAGCCUGCCAUAUUCCAGAUUGAUGAUACGUACUCUGUUCCGGGUGUAGGAACUGUCGUGUCUGGUACAACACUACAAGGCGUCGUCCAUGUUAACGAUGUCUUAUUGUUAGGCCCAGACUCCACGGGUAGCUUCCAGCCGUUGCCAGUCAAGAGUGUUCAUCGUAAACGUAUGCCAGUAAAGGAAGUCAGAGCUGGCCAAACAGCAUCUUUUUCUCUAAAGAAGAUCAAAAGACAAGACAUUCGCAAAGGAAUGGUGAUGACAUCAAGGGAUUUAGAACCAGCUGCAACAUGGGAAUUUGAAGCCGAGGUGCUCGUUUUGCAUCAUCCUACGACAAUCACGACAAGGUACCAAGCAAUGGUGCAUUGUGGUAGUUUACGCCAGACAGCAACAAUUCUGUCUAUGGACAGAGAACACCUUCGGACGGGUGACCGGGCACUAUGCCGAUUCCGUUUCAUUAAAAAUCCGGAAUUCAUACAAGCUGGCACCAAGAUGAUUUUCCGAGAAGGCCGGACUAAAGCAGUUGGUACAAUUACAAAGCUAUUCCAUGAAAUUCCUGGUCAAAGUUCUCACAACACCCGAACUGGGAAAUCAACAAAAGCUCAAAUGCACCAAAAAGCGCAACAGGCUAACCGGUCUAAAACAGGUGGGAAAAAACCGGGAAAUCUACCAUUGCAAUGGACACAGCAACCUGCAAAUGGUAACCCAGUGAAGCAAGUGCCUUCCCAGAAUAAUGACAUCACUACGGGUAAACAAACGACAUCAAACACGAAUGUACUAAGGACUGCUGAGUCUUGAGCAGCAGAAUAGUUAGUUUUUGUUUGCAUUUAAUUUAUCAUUUAUUUUAGUCGAGGAAUUGCAAUCUAAUAGAUAUUCAAACUUAAGAAGCCGACAGUAAACAAACAAUAGUGUAUGCGAGAAGUGUAUAAUGAAAUGGUAACCAAAAGCUUGCUAAUAAGACUUAAGGACCUGUGCCUUCCAAUUUAAACUAUACAAACAAUUAUGUUUAGAAAGUAUUUGUGGGGUUUCGAAGUUGAAGACCCUUUGAUUCUGUCAUGAAACCUGCAUUUUUGGAUGUCUUUUAUUAGGUAUGAAUAUUUUAGCUUGUAUAAUCUUAUGUAAAUAUUUAAUAUAAAGAAAACCAUGAA